AUGGCAUUCCAAAUCCCCUCAGUUUUAAUAAUGCUUGUAGUUAUAAUAUCACAACUGUUUCUAGCCAUUUGCCACGUCUCCACGGCAUCCAAGAAGACUUACAUCGUCCACAUGUCGAAAUCCGAUAUGCCGAUGGAAUUCCAAGACCACGAGCUCUGGUAUACCUCGUCGCUCAAGUCGGUGUCGGGCUCUGCCGAGAUGCUCUACUCGUACGACCACGCGAUUCAUGGAUUCUCGGCCACUCUCACUGAGGACGAGGCCCGAGAAAUGGAGGACCAAGCCGGUGUCCUUUCAGUCAUGCCCGACACAAGGCUCGAGCUCCACACGACCCGGACCCCGAUAUUACUGGGCCUGGCGGGCCAAUCAGAUCGCGACGACAAGUACCCGCACUUUCUCCCGGACAAGUCCCAACAGCAGAACGUGGUCAUCGGCCUCAUCGACUGCGGCAUCUGGCCCGAGAGCCCGAGCUUGGACGACACGGGCUACGGGCCGAUCCCGAGUUCCUGGCAAGGAGAAUGCGAGAACGGGAUCAAUUUCAAUGUAGCCAUGUGCAACAAGAAGCUGAUCGGGGCCAGGUCCUUCUACAAAGGCUACGAACAGGCUGCCAAACCCGUCAACUGGACGCUGGAGUCGAAAUCGCCGAGGGACGAUGAAGGCCACGGGACCCACACCACAACCACUGCAGCCGGAUCAGCCGUGAGCAACGCAAGCCUGCUCGGGUACGCCAACGGGACGGCGCGUGGGAUGGUGCCGUGGGCAAGGGUCGCCGCAUACAAGGCCUGCUGGAAGGGUGGCUGUUACAACACCGACAUACUCAAGGCCAUCGACACAGCCAUCAGCGACGGAGUCCAUGUGCUGUCCAUAUCUAUUGGGGGCCGGGAAACUAGAUAUUACGGCGACAACACCGCCAUUGGAGCAUUUGCCGCCGCAGCCAAAGGUAUCUUCGUCUCCUGCUCUGCUGGAAAUGAUGGUCCUUUCCCGUUCGGCGUCACCAAUGUGGCGCCGUGGAUAGCCACUGUCGGAGCCGGAACCAUAGAUCGAGACUUCCCGGCCUACGUCAAGCUCGACAAUGGGAAAACUUACGCAGGCAUGUCUCUCUACAGUGGUCCUUUGUUUUCAGGCUCAUUGUUCAUUGUAUAUGCUGGGAAUGUAAGUAUAGACCACAUCGCCGGCGCCUACUGUCAGAUAGGCUACCUCAUCCCGGAACUGGUUAAGGGUAAGAUUGUGGUGUGUGACCGCGGGAUAAAUGACAGAGUCGAGAAGGGCUUGGCGGUCAAGUAUGCCGGUGGGGCCGGCAUGAUUCUAGCCAACACCAAGGACAACAGAGAGGAGAUUUUGGCCGACGCUCACAUUCUUCCGGCCAUAGCUGUAGGCCAGAUUGCGGGCGAUGAGAUUAAGAAAUAUAUCUACUCCUCUCAAAAUAAUAACCUCAAGGCCACAUUCCAGUUUGGCGGGACGAGGCUCGGUGUCAAGCCGUCGCCGGUGCUUGCCGCCUUCAGCUCGAGGGGCCCGAGCACAUUCGUACCCGAGGUACUGAAACCGGACCUGAUUGCGCCAGGUGUCAACAUCCUAGCCGCCUGGCCCAGGGGCAUUAGCCCCGUGGGCCUAAGAUACGACAACCGCAAGGUCGAUUUCAACAUAAUGUCGGGAACAUCGAUGUCGUGCCCCCACGUCAGCGGCCUGGCUGCUCUGCUCAAGGCGGCCCACCCAGACUGGAGCCCCGCCGCUAUCCGCUCCGCCCUCAUGACCACGGCCAACCAGACCGACACGAGUGGCAACCCCAUGAUAGACGAGUUCACAGGAAACGCAUCCACGCCGCUUGAUUAUGGAGCCGGAUAUGUUAACCCUGUUCGAGCCCUAGACCCGGGCUUGGUCUACGAUCUGACCACGGAGGACUACUUGAAUUUCCUCUGUGCAUUAAACUACACGCCACAUUAUAUCCAGCUCGUCGCACGACAAAUAAGUUUCGCUUGCGACCCCAACAAAACGUACAGCACGACCGAGCUGAACUACCCCUCAUUCGUCGUUCUGGUACCAGCCAAUAUCAACGGUACGACGGUGAUUACACAUAAGAGAACCGUUACGAAUGUCGGAUCGAGCGGGUCGACUUAUAAGGUCUCCGUCUCUUCACCGAGCAGCUCGGUCAAGGUUUCCGCUUUCCCGACAGAACUGAGUUUCCGUAAGCCAAGUGAAACACUAUCUUAUACGUUGACGUUCGAAGUAACAGGAUCAAUGCCGCCAGACACAUAUCAGUUUGGACAAAUUAAAUGGCUCGACGAGAAACACGUUGUCGCGAGCCCAAUUGCAAUCGGUUGGACCUAA
This is a messenger RNA of Striga hermonthica, 2322 nucleotides long. The record is from the annotation of a GenBank genome assembly. NCBI's taxonomy places the organism in Eukaryota, Viridiplantae, Streptophyta, Magnoliopsida, Lamiales, Orobanchaceae.